AUGAUAGACAAAUAUACACAGUGACUUAGCACAUACGUGCGUCCUAUAAAUAGGCUGGGAAGAUGAUAUAAUGACUCCAACUAUAUAGGCAAGCUAGCUUCAAUUCGUGCAUCUUUGGGAAAAUAUAUUGAACUAAGCUAAUUUAUAGAUAAGCUAGCUCGGGAAGAUGACGAGUGAACUUGUGCAAGUGCAACCAAAAGGAAAGGUGAUAAGCAUUCUGGCCAUAGAUGGGGGCGGCGUUAGGGGAAUUAUUCCAGGCACUAUUCUUGCUUUUCUUGAAGCUCAGCUGCAGAAAUUUGAGGGGAACCCAAAUGCGAGGAUAGCAGACUACUUUGAUGUGAUAGCAGGAACCAGCACCGGCGGGCUUGUGACGGCAAUGCUGACCACUCCUGGAGAUAAUGGCCUCCCUCUCUUUGCCGCAGCUGAUAUUCCCCCCUUUUACAUGAAAGAGUGUCCUAACAUCUUCAAAAAAGAAUCCAAAAUCAAAACUGCCAGCACCCAAAGCCUGGUUACUUCCUUGCUCACCACAAACGUUGCUGAUGUUACUGCUGCUGUGGAAAACCCCAACUUUGAGUUGCCCCAGUUCUCAGAAGAAGAUAUCCCUGACUUUUACAAGCAGUGCCUCCCUCAUUCAGCCCCGCCGCCGCUUCAAACGCCCAUAGCGAAUGCCCAUAUGAUAAGUAAUUUGAAUUUGUUUGCAUUUUCGGAUAUUUGGGCUUGGUUUAAGAAACUAGGGUCUAGUGUGUGGUAUGUCAUCGAGUUCAUUGAGAAGAUGGGUUUUCGUCCAAUGUAUGAUGGUGCUUACUUGCAUGUCAAGAUCAAAGAAAUGGUUAAAGACAUCAAGCUUAAUCAAACUCUCACUAACGUUGUCAUCCCGACUUACGAUGUUCAUCGCUUGAAACCAGUCAUCUUCUCCUCUUUUCAGGCAAGGAAGGAGGCUUCAAAGAACCCAAAACUCGCAGAUGUAUGCAUUGCCACGUCGGCAGCACCGAUUUACUUACCUCCACAUAGAUUUGAGUUGCAAUCAUCUCAAGGGACUGAGAAGUUCAACCUCGUUGAUGGCGGAGUUGCCGCCAACAAUCCGGUUCUGGUGGCAAUAUUGGAAGCAGCAAAAGCUUAUAAUGUCCGGCCACUGCCGGAAAAUUUCAGGAUCCUGUCAUUGGGGACGGGAUCAUGCACAGGCACUCAAAUGGCUGAAGUGGGCGACCCCACUAGUUGGGGCGUGGUCAGGUGGUUGCUGUUUCCGAACAACACCCCUCGUAUCACCGACGUUUUCAUGGGCGGCAAUGAGAGCAUGGUGGACGCCUACACCUCUCUGCUUUUCAGCGGCGGAGCCACUUCCGGCGGCCCCGACAAUUUCCUCAGAAUCCAAUACCAAGGAAUGAAGUACGAUGAAUGUCUGGUUGAUGACUCUAGCAAAGCCUAUCUACAAAAAUUGGAACAGUAUGCAAAUGAUCUGCUUAAGGAUCCUGUUUCUGGUCCGACCACUUCCAACGCUCUUGAGCUCACAAAUGAAGAGGCUCUCAUUUCGUUUGCUCAAAACUUGGUGAGAGACAAGAAGCAUUGAUGAUUGUGGUAAUUAAGAAUAAGGAAGGGCCUAGUUGAGUGACGAUGCAAACUUCAUUCCAUGCAGGCACUUUCCAAAAUAAUAUAUCAUCUGAUCUUACUUAGUGUGUCAUUUUCAGUAAUACUCCGUAAUAAUGUUGUAACAAGACGUAUGAAAAUAAAUGUAUUGGAUCGAUCAUUAUCAGCCAUUCCAGUAUGUAUAACUACACUACUACUACUACUAGUGUGGUGCUAGGCUGGUCAUCCAUAUGAUGUGUGUCUUCAUCCUAAUAAUGAAAUCUUGGUGUGAGAUAUACUCCGAUCCGUAUAACCUUAUAUCCAUAAUCCUUACUAGCAGUAUUUUGUUUCGACACAUUUUAAUUCUAUUCAUACUUUAUAAAUUCAAUAUAAAUCAAGCACCAAUUAUUAUCUUGAUAAUUGUAACACUUCCUCACGUUCAAUAUGAUGUGUGUCUUCAUCCUAAUUAAUAAUGAAAUCUUGGUGUGAGAUAUACUCCGAUCCGUAUAUAAUACGGAGUAUAUUCUUUCUUUUCUUUUGCCAAUUUGUCUAAUGCUAGACUAUUCCUCAUAACCUUAUAUAUAUCCAUAAUCCUUACUAGCAGUAUUUUGUUUCGGGACAAAUUUUAAUUCUAUUCAUACUUUAUAAAUUCAAUAUAAAUCAAGCACCAAUUAUCUUGAUAAUUGUAACACUUCCUCACGUUCAAAAGUAAAAUUAACUGAUGGAGGGAGCAGAAGAUGUUGGUUUUAGGUUAGGGUUGUAAUAGACAAAACGUUUUCCCAACUCCCAAGCACUUUGACAUUCAUGUUAUUUCCAUGUUUAUGUUUGUGUUUUUGAUUAGUUUUGAGUGAUUGUUACUCUAGAAAUUACACACUUUUGGUGUAAUAGUUUAGUUUGUAAAAUGUUUGUAAAUUGUUUAGAUUAGGUUUGUUCUGAGCUCAAACAGGUCCAAG
Messenger RNA from Cuscuta epithymum, 2516 nucleotides. NCBI's taxonomy places the organism in Eukaryota, Viridiplantae, Streptophyta, Magnoliopsida, Solanales, Convolvulaceae. The record is from the annotation of a GenBank genome assembly.